CGGACCCGGUGUCCGUUGUACAGGCGGUUGGUCAGUCUGUCUUACUCCGCCAUGGCGCGCGAUUUUUUUCUGCUCUCUAUUGUAUUUUCUCUAGCUUCAUGUCUUGUAUAUGCACAUUCCCAUCAUGAUCACCUUACCGAUGAGCAGAAAAACGCACCAGUGGACGCUAUCCUAUGGAUCCAUAUGGCUUUGCAGGCACUAGUCUGGGGUCUCCUUUUCCCUGCGGGAAUGGUCCUUGGAAUAACGCGGAGUCGAUGGCAUGUUCCCUUACAGAGUACGGGAUUUGCGCUGACGCUCGCCGGAUACUUCUUGGGCCACAAACAUAAAGGACGAAUGUUCUUGAAAUCAGUGCAUGGAACCUACGCGAACAUCCUUUUUAUACCCAUUUUCACGCAACUUGCCCUCGGUAUUUAUCUCAAACUACAUAUACACGAGAAAUCGAUUCGCCCGUACAUGGUCAGGCUGCAUGGAGUUAUUGGAAAGGCGUAUCCGAUAUUUGGGUGGGUGCAGAUGGUGUUUGGAAUUGCUACUUUUCGAGGAUAUUGUCGCGGGGGACAUUUGGGACAAUGUCUCGCGCACUAUAUCAUGGGCAGCGGGUUUAUCGCCUAUGGCAUAAUUAUGGCCAUUUUAUUACUUGUCGGUGAAGCUUGGGUGAGGCGUAGUGGACGCAGUCCAGAGUGGUGGGAUUCAUGGGUUAUCAUGCUCUGGGGUAUCGUCAAUACCUUUACCGAACACCACGGCGGUGACUGGUCUGUCAAGGAUAUGCAGCACACAAUUCUGGGCGUUCUCUGGUGGUGCGGCGGCGCUCUCGGUAUUUUCCUUGCUCGCAACAACCAGCGCAACGUAGUUCCUGGGAUAAUUAUCAUUUUGACUGGUUGGGGAAUGUCUGAGCAUGCGCAAGCUCUCAUGAUCUCAACCAAGGUACAUGCGAUGUUUGGCUACACCCUAAUGCUUGCUGGUUUCACCCGUAUUAUUGAAAUAUGUUUCUUCUCAAGUCCAACAAAUCCCGAAGCUGCUGUGGAGGAUGACAAUAACAGCGACCAUACUCUCGCAGCUCAAAGCCCUCGCUUCUCCCCAGGCAUAGAUUCGCCUUCAGAAAACAGCCGGACUUCUGCAGCGAAAGUUUUCCGGCAUUUACCUCCCUUCCUUCUUGUUUCUGCCGGACUUCUCUUCAUGUCAGCUACUGACGAGGAGGUACAGUUUGUGCACGACAACGAGAUGGAUCAUGUAACUUAUGUCUUGAUCAUGUUCAGUUUGUCAUUCCUCCUAUACACGCUCAUCGUGUGGAUGAUCCAUCUGUACACCGUCAGUGGGCGAAAUGCGCCUGAUGCGAAGAGCAACUUAGGCGACAACAUGGAGAUGGCAUCAGGGAUUAGAACGAAAUGGUACUCGCGUGUUCCAAACGCUGAAGAGUCCAACCAUAUUAUUGGCGAUGACGAGGAUGACUGAGCAGAUAUUACACGUAGAUUCUAAUUGUACCUGUUUGUCUCGUGUUCGCGCCUCGGCAACAUGACGCAAUCACACCGCCUCCAUGAGUGCG
Messenger RNA from Desarmillaria tabescens, 1540 nucleotides. RefSeq lists its product as uncharacterized. NCBI's taxonomy places the organism in Eukaryota, Fungi, Basidiomycota, Agaricomycetes, Agaricales, Physalacriaceae. The coding region runs from base 52 to 1449 and encodes 465 amino acids. The transcript is spliced from 13 exons. The record is from RefSeq and is a predicted model, not a curated record.